ACCCAUGCGUUCACUCGUAUUCACUCACAACCUCCACAGCUGCAUGUUUUCACCAUGCCACCAUAUUGUCAGCACACAGCGCUCAAAUAUGCAUUCCACCUAUAAAAUUCGCCUAGAACGCCCGCGGCGUUUUUACGUUAGUGAGACGUCAAUUUCAGCGGUCGUGAUCGAUGCCGUUGCGGGCGUUAAGUGGAACGUAGCCAUUGUCGUUGAAGGAAAACACUUUGUCGAACACUGCACUCUUUUUUGUGUAAUUGGAAAACAUCAUUUAUUCCAGGCUGUAUAAAGUAUGUGAAAUACAAGCUUCCAUGGUAAAACAUAAAACUAGUACGACACCAAAGAGUUGGUGUGUAAUUAUCUAUACUGUAUAUGUUAUAAAUAAGAAAUACGUACGUCAAAGAUAACGUUGUCUUUUCUUGAUUAUCGUUCGUUUUCUAUUUUACUUAAUAUUCUUCCGACUGUUUGUUUACUUUGCCAAAUAAAAAAUAAAUCGAAAUCAAUGUCAUAUCAUCCUUGGGAAAAAACUAUAAAAAACAAUCGGUCUGAUUAUAAAUAUGCUCAUAACUCAAUAAAAAAUGAAUUUUACCCAAAGAAAAAAGUUUUCGUCCCUCAUAACGAUCAAGCUAAAUUCACGAUUAUCGGAAAUAGAGUCACAAAAGAAUUUGUUUACUGUGUUCACAUAGCAAAAAAUUUGCAUAAUUAUCGGCCAAAAGUAUUUGAUGCUCCUAUCAUAAGAGAAGUAACUACUGUGGAAUGGCCAAAAAUUUGGAACGAUUUGAAGCUACAAUAUGGAGGUCUUGCAUACUGUUUAGAAAACCAAGUAGCAGUAAUCCUCAAUGAUAAAUUUCUAGGAGGAGCAAAAGAGUUCAGGGAAAUAAUAGAAUCAAGAUAUUAUUAUCAUGCUACGUUAGAUUAUUAUAAAGAAGGUGUAAAUAACUUUGCCAAUUUCAUAAGAUCUUCUGGGAGGCCAUGUGCUUACAUGCAUAUUUUAAUAAAUUGUGAAUGCGCAGGAACUUUAAUUUUCAUGCUCUACGCCGAUCUAGUACCAUACACAUGUGAAAAUUUCCUUCGUCUUUGCCAAGCUACUAAAGGUGGGUAUUCAGGAACUCCUGUACAUCGUAUUGUUAAGGAUGGUUGGAUACAAUGCGGUGGAUUUGGACUGAAAAACUCAGAAUUAGAUUGUGAGAAUUUUGUCGUACCCCAUGAUAGGCGUGGUGUACUCUGCAUGGCUAAUGAUGGAAUACAUGCUGAUUGUUCCACGCAAUUUUUUGUUUUACUGCAACCAGCGACAUGGAUGGCUAAUAAGUACGUUGCAUUUGGGCAACUAAUCGAUGGUGAAUCUACUUUAAAAGCAAUUGAAUCAGUACCAACAUUUUACGAGUCUCCAGAAUUUAAUAUAAUAAUACAACAAGCUGGUAUAUUAAACUUAGAAUGUCAGGAUAUAAGAAUUAAUAAAAAUGCUAAUGAGUACUUACAAGGACAUAUUGAAGAUCUAGUCACUUUGGGAGAUUUACUUUAUCAGGAUCUCAUAGAAAGAGUUUUCCUUGAGACAGAGUUGAAACGAGUUGCCCUUCAAGAAAUCGAAAUAGAUGAACACGAAGAAACUGAUAAUAAAGAUGAUGAAAUGGGACAUAUUCGUGCAACAGAAAGGUUUAUUCGUAAAAAGGAAGAUAUUGAGGAGUUACAAAAAAGUCAGACCUACAACAGUAGAGCAACGUCUGCUGUGAGUGGAAUACAGGAAAACAAUGAAUUUGAUGUAGAAGUUUACGAUUACGAACCGGAAGAAACAUCGUAUAGAUAUUUCUCGUUACCAGACAGUGUAAGCUUGGUUGUAAAGCCGGAGAAGCCUUAUUACAUAGCUUUUACUGACGUUCUUUAUCCGGGAGAAGUGGAUUCUACAUACGAUGUGAAAAAAUUUCUGCGUGGUGAUUAUUGUCUUGAAAGUGAUUUGCGAAACUAUCCGCCAAAAAAAGCAAUCACAACGAAUCUAUCUUAUGUAUCAGAAAUGAUUAAAUUCGACGAAGACUCUGAAAUAGCUUCAAGUAUAUCAAUCAGUUCGGAAGAUGAACAAGAAAUAAGAAGAUAUUUAAAACUCAAUGUCGAUCGCGUGAGUUUUGCUGGUGGUGUAAUAAAGAAUAUUGCAAGGGGCGUUGGUAAAUACAACAUAUUUGAGGAUACGAGGAAGUCCGAGCUAAUAACUGAUGAAGAACUUAGACGGUUUAGAUUAGCGUCCAUGGAUUAUCGUUCAAGAGAAAGCCACGAGAAAAAAGUAUCCAUAAGCCUACCAGGUAAUAAAAAACAGCCGAGCAAGAUUAAACGACGUCAAACCGGUUUCGUUAGACCUGAAGACCUAGAGAAAAUUUACUUGAUACGUAGACAAAGCUCACAAGAUGUAACAGAACUAGAGGAAGACGAAUCAGUUACAGGAUCUCGAAAAGUACGUAUUGCUGAAUCGGCAAUUUUAUCACAAACGGGUUCGAAGCCGAGCCGGCGACCGACCGGAUUCGUGCGACCUUCCGAUCUCACGGACUCCGACCUGGACGUGAGAAGACAAUCUGCUCUAUCACGUUUAUACGAUGAUCUAUUUGUUGAAUCAGAUACCGGACCGACACUUAAAGAAUACAAACCAGCAGAUAGGAAACCACAUAAGAAAUUUAUUUUGACCCAAUCACCUCUAUCCCGUAUAAAGAGCGGUGACGAAGCCAAAAAUGAUUACUUACGGACAUCAGUAACUAUUGAAGACAGUUCUUUUGAUCAAGUUCUGAACAUGCAACACGGUCGUAAGACCGCUCGGAAAAUUUCAUCCGACUAUGUGAAAACCAUAGAUCAGAUAGAACACAAAACCGAAAGUUCUAUUCGAAGCGUCGAAUUCUCUAAAACUCGUCCCUCCAUAACAGUAUCAGAAUAUCAACAGAAAAAUUUGAAACUUCUAGAACAAAUCGAAGACGCAGCUAAACUGAAAGCGCAAAAAUCAUCGCUGAGGAGUUCUGGUUCUUUGCGUGGUUUACGCUUGCCGGGUGACACUCCUUUAUAUUCAAUGACUGAUAUGGAUGAGGCGGAGAAAUAACGAUCCAAUAAUA
Messenger RNA from Melitaea cinxia (Glanville fritillary), 3080 nucleotides. RefSeq lists its product as uncharacterized. Gene Ontology annotation, molecular function: peptidyl-prolyl cis-trans isomerase activity. Gene Ontology annotation, biological process: protein peptidyl-prolyl isomerization. The transcript is spliced from 17 exons. NCBI's taxonomy places the organism in Eukaryota, Metazoa, Arthropoda, Insecta, Lepidoptera, Nymphalidae. The record is from RefSeq and is a predicted model, not a curated record. Bases 500 to 3067 code for a protein of 855 amino acids.